Solanum tuberosum (potato) is the source of this 1341-nucleotide messenger RNA. Its product is annotated as PRA1 family protein F2. Lineage: Eukaryota; Viridiplantae; Streptophyta; Magnoliopsida; Solanales; Solanaceae. Gene Ontology annotation, biological process: vesicle-mediated transport. The transcript has a single exon. Bases 205 to 852 code for a protein of 215 amino acids. The record is from RefSeq and is a predicted model, not a curated record. Gene Ontology annotation, cellular component: endoplasmic reticulum; Golgi apparatus.
UUAAUGAUUGACAUCACUUGGUACAUGUUGGCCGUAGUCAUGGUCAUGGCUGUCAUGCUUAUAAAGCAGGAGGACAAUUCAUCCUCAAGCUGUCUUCCACCUCCAUUGUUGAAGCUUCCAAUUUCUUUUAAGGUAUAAAAGGGGAGAAGAAAUUCUGAAUCUAACAUUCAUCAUCUGAAUCCUUCUCCUCUCCAAUACUAAUUCAUGGCAAUUUCUGCAAAUCUUUCCAAUUAUGGUACCCUUCCAACUUCUACCCCACCAGAAUCACCACAAACCACCCCUCAUUCCGCCAGAAAACCACCUCGUCCACCGUUACCACGACCACCACAACCACAGCCGCCGCGUCCAUCGACGGUCACUAGAUCCGACACGGCUACACGUCGUUCAUGGCGUGUGUUUUUUGACUACACCAUUAUCUCUCUUCCGUAUAACUAUUCUGAAGCGAUUAUUCGGGUGAGGAGGAACCUUAAUUAUUUCCGUGUCAAUUACGCUAUGGUAAUCCUUGUUAUUCUAUUCCUCAGCCUUGUUUACCACCCUAUCUCUAUGAUUGUCUUUUUGGCUAUUUCUGUAGCUUGGUUGUACUAUUUCCGUGAAGAAGCGAUUGUAAUUUCGGGAACCCAAUUGGAUGAUCGGCUUGUUUUGGUUGGGUUAGGGUUGGUUACUGUUGUUGCCUUGGCGCUUACUCAUGUGGGUCUCAAUGUUUUGGUUGCUUUGAUUAUUGGGUUUUUCGUUUUGGGAAUUCAUGGGGCGUUAAGGGGAACUGAGGAUUUGUUUUUGGAUGAGAAUGAGGCUGCGGAAGGUGGGUUGCUUUCGGUUGUCAGUGAGGAACAAAUCAGGCCUAGUUAUAGGUAGUGGAUUUUGAUUUGUUGCAGUUUCAAAUUAUAUGGGAAAUUUGAAAGAACAGAUUUUGUUAAUUGUUCUUGGAUUACAUUGGGCGAAAUGCGGGUACUGGAGAUCUUUUGUUGAUAAUUUGGCUUAUUUCUGGUGCUGAGUUUGGGUGAAGUAGUGGUUGGAAAGUGUAAUGUGUGAAGGAACAUUUCUAAUUUUAGAGCAGAUUUGUUGCUUGGAGGUGUCUGUCUGCCUAAAGAUCGUUAAAGGUGAUUCUUUUUGCCUCAACCCUGUUUUCGAGUUUAAGUAGGAUAGGGGCUAUGAAUUCGGAUUGUUACUUUGUUUUGAUUAUGAUACAAAUGAGGGUCGAUCAAAGUGCUGCCACUGUACUCAAGUAAAAAUUUGGCUAGUUUUUGCUGAAUCUAUGUAUUCAUUAUCAUUAAGUAAUCUUUAGGUCAGUUUGUACAAUUUUUUAUUGCCUAUCCGAAAGAAAAAGAGUCACAUUUCUUCAUU